GCAAACAUGAACGUGAAUGCUCUCAGCCUACUGCAGACUCCGAUUUGGGGGGCCUGUGGCUUAUACAGUGUCUUUCAAAUAAAAAGAAUACAACUUUGUAAAUACCAAAUAUAGGUCCAGGCUGGACGGAGCAGACCCUGCACUUCAAAGAAAACCCAUCUGAACUGACCUCUGAUACCCACAAUGUUAUGAUCUUUUACCAAGAGCAUAAAUGCAUAUGCAUUACUUUUGCAUCUGAACGUCAACAAGUCUAAAAUGAAAAUAAAAGCAACCUGGGAGACCCAGAGUUUUUGUAGUAUGGAUCUUGAAAUUUCCCCAUCAACUUUAAAUGCCCUGGAGUCUGAGGAUUGGAAGAGGCUGGGAGAAGGUUUCCUCUUGAGCGUGGCUGGCCGAGGGUCCUGCCCGUAUCCCCUGUGUCCCCGAGGAGAAGGACUAAUCAAAGAUCAGCAGUGGCUGUAACAGAAUCUCAAGGGAGGUCUGGUUUCCAGUUCUCCCAGGUGGCCCCUGCACCCACAGGUGGAGCGUCCCCACCUCCCGCUGUGAAUUAUUAACUCCGCUCCGCCCAGCCGGCUAGAAUCGCCUCAGACCUGAGUGGCCUCAGACCUGGAUGCUGAGCCUCAUCUGUCGCGGAUCACAGUGGGAAGCCAGCUUGGAGUGACCUGAGCCAGUCGCUGUUCCUGACUUUCUCCCCCCACCCUCGCACAAUGGACCCCAAGAAAGAAGAGGUGAGGAGGGAGCACAUCCGUCUGCACAUGGAGGGGACACUGACGGCCCGCGACAAGGUCGGGGUGCAGGAUUUUGUGCUGCUGGACGCGCACACCAGCGAAUCCGCCUUCGUGGACAAUCUUCGCAAGCGCUUCAACGAGAACCUCAUCUACACCUACAUCGGGACGCUCCUGGUGUCUGUGAAUCCCUACCAGGAGCUGGGGAUCUACACCGUGAGCCAGAUGGAACUCUACCAAGGGGUCAGUUUCUUUGAGCUGCCGCCGCAUGUCUACGCCAUAGCGGACAACGCUUACCGCAUGAUGUGCUCGGAGCUCAACAACCACUUCAUCCUCAUCUCUGGAGAGAGUGGGGCGGGGAAAACCGAGGCCUCCAAGAAGAUCCUGCAGUAUUUCGCAGUGACCUGCCCAAUGACCGAGUCACUACAGAUAGCCCGAGACAGGCUGCUGCUCUCCAAUCCAGUGCUGGAGGCUUUUGGAAAUGCCAAAACACUCCGGAAUGACAACUCCAGCCGGUUUGGAAAAUACAUGGACAUCCAGUUUGACUUUCAGGGCAUUCCCGUCGGCGGGCACAUCAUCAGUUACUUGAUUGAAAAGUCCCGAGUCGUCUAUCAGAACCAGGGUGAGCGGAAUUUCCACAUCUUCUACCAGCUGCUGGCCGGCGGAGAAGCCGAUCGCCUGGCUCACCUGGGCCUCGAGCGAGACCCCCGGCUGUAUAAGUACCUCUCGCAGGGUCAUCGUGCCAAGGAGUCAUCUCUUAAUGACAAGAACGACUGGAAAACUGUUUCCAAUGCCUUUUCUGUCAUCGAUUUUACCAAAGCCGACCUCGAGAAUCUCUUUGGCAUUAUCGCCAGUGUCCUGCACCUGGGGAACAUCUGUUUUGAGGAGGACCCCCAGGGCUGUGCCACCGUCCCCGACACUCACGAGAUCAAGUGGAUCGCCAAGCUCCUGGGGGUCUGUCCAUCUGUCCUUCUGGACGCUCUCACCCACCGAAAGAUCGAAGCCAAGACAGAGGAGGUGAUCUGCCCGCUGACCCCAGGACACUCUGUCUACGCCAGGGACGCCAUGGCCAAGGCCGUGUAUGGACGGACCUUCACGUGGCUGGUCAACAAGAUCAACUCCUCCCUGGUGAACAAGGAUGUCACCAAAAAAACCGUGAUUGGAUUGCUGGAUAUCUAUGGGUUCGAGGUCUUUGACAAAAACGGUUUUGAACAGUUUUGUAUAAAUUACUGCAAUGAGAAGCUCCAACAGCUGUUAAUAGAGAGGACCCUGAAGGCAGAACAGGCAGAAUAUGAGAUGGAAGGGAUCGAGUGGGAGCCCAUUCAGUAUUUCAACAACAAGAUCAUCUGCGAUUUGGUGGAGGAGAGGCACAAAGGGAUCAUCUCCAUUCUGGAUGAAGAGUGCCUGCGCCCUGGCCCGGCCACGGACUUGAGCUUCCUGGAGAAACUGGAGGAGACGGUGGGCGAGCAUGCGCACUUCCAGACCCGUAAGCUGGCGGGGCCCAAAGGCCGGAAGAGGAUUGGCUGGAUGGAGUUCCAGCUGCUCCACUACGCGGGAGAGGUCACCUACUGCACCAAGGGAUUCUUGGAAAAAAACAACGACCUCUUGUACAGACACCUGAAGGAAGUGCUGUGCAGGUCCAGCAACAGAAUCCUGAGGGAAUGCUUCCUGGUGGCUGAGCUGGAAAACCGGAGGAGGCCACCAACAGUGGGGACUCAGUUUAAGGACAGCCUGGGCAGCCUCCUGGAAAUGCUCAUCUGCAAGGAGCCCUCCUACAUCCGCUGCAUCAAGCCCAACGACACCAAGGAGCCCAGCAAGUUCGAUGACUUCCUCAUCAGACACCAGAUCAAGUACCUGGGGCUCAUGGAGCACCUGCGGGUGCGGCGGGCCGGCUUUGCGUACCGCAGGAGAUACGAGCAUUUCUUGCAAAGGUACAAGUCCUUGUGCCCAGACACCUGGCCACACUGGCAUGGGCCUCCGGGAGAGGGCGUAGAACGGCUGAUCAAGUACAUCGGUUACAGACCCGAGGAGUACAAGCUAGGGAAAACCAAAAUAUUCAUUCGUUUCCCCAGAACCCUGUUUGCUACGGAAGAUGCCUUUGAAUUUAGUAAACAUCAAUUAGUUGCGAGAAUCCAAGCCACGUACAAGGGCCGCCUAGGAAGAAGGGAAUACGUGAAGAAGCGACAGGCAGCCACCAAACUGGAAGCCCACUGGCGUGGAGUCCUGGCUCGAAGGGAGGUCCAGCGGAGAAGGUGGGCAGUGCAGGUAAUAAGAAGGUUCAUCAAGGGAUUCAUCCAUCGCCACAGACCCCUCUGCCCUGACAACGAGGAGUUCAUAGUGUUCGUGCGGAAGAAUUACAUCCUGAAUCUUCGGAAUCAUGUUCCGAAGAAUGUGUUGGACAAGAGCUGGCUGCGGCCUCCGGGCAUCCUGGAACACGCCUCCGACCUGCUCAGGAAGAUGUGCCUGAGGAACCUGGUUCGCAAGUACUGCCGCGGGGUGACGGAUGAGCGGAGAGCCAUGAUGCAGCAAAAGGUGGUUACAAGUGAAAUAUUCAGGGGGAAGAAAGAAGGCUACGCAGACAGCUUACGCCAGCCCUUUGCUACUAGUCGGAUAGAUGAAGGAGACAUUCACCCCAAGGUGCUCCAACUGAUCGGCAGUGAGAAAGUCGAGUAUGGUGUCCCAGUCAUCAAGUACGACAGGAAAGGCUUCAAGGCUCGGCAGCGGCAACUCAUCCUCACUCGGAAAGCGGCUUAUGUGGUGGAAAUGGCCAAGAUCAAGCAGAAGAUAGAGUACUCGGCGCUCAAGGGUGUUUCCACCAGUAGUCUGAGUGAUGGGAUCUUGGUCAUUCAUGUGUCACCAGAAGACAUCAAGCAGAAGGGGGACGCUGUCUUACAGUGUGAACACCCGUUUGAGGCGGUUACUAAACUGGUCAUGCUGGUUAAGAAGGAGAACAUGGUAAACGUUGUUCAAGGAAGUUUACAGUUUUAUAUUAGUCCUGGGAAAGAAGGCACAAUAGUUUUCCAUACUGGACUGGAAGAACACAUCUAUAAAGAUAAAAAUGGACAGUUAACGGUGGUGAGUGGCUGCCUUGGGGGUGGGGGAAGAGAAGCCUUUCAGAAGAGAAUAUAGAUUUAGAAAGUGGAUUGUUUCUCCCCUCCAUCCCCAAUUCCACAUCUGAGAGGGGAAAAAAUGGACACUAGAAGCAUGAAAUUAAACACUGGAGGAGGCAAAGAGUCUACCAUGUUUAACUGCCAGUGAACAAGAGGCUGACACGAAGUACUCACCCCUCAAACUUGUCUCCACAUGGAGCCCAUGUGCUGGAGUCCCCCAUAAAUCGUAAUUUAGUUACGGGGAGGAGAACCCGAGGCUGGGCACUCAGGGACCCGGACCUCCCUGACCAGGCCCCGUGCUGAGCCGAAGGUCCCCAGUCCACACAGCAGGAGGACCAGCUUGUCUGGACCUAAUGUUCCUUGGAAGUGAGAUGUAUAAAUCUGGAGGCUAAAUCAUUAAAAUGUCCUUCCUAUUUAUACCAAGAAUUAUUAUUUGAUACCAUUUAGAGAGCAAAGAAUCUCCUACACACUUGAACUUGUUUACCAAUAAAAGUGUUUUGUGGAUUUAACUUUUAUAACUCAAUGGCCCCCUUUAGGAAUAAGUUCAAGGGAGGACCAUUUUCAAUGUCAGCUGACGGGGUGAUUUUUCAGUUGACAUGCAUGUUUUCAAGCUUACACCUGAGAGACUGACCCUCUCUCCUUCAGUCCAACAGCCCCUCUUCCUCGGCAGUUGGCUCAGGCUGACCAUGCCGACAGGCCUGUGAGCCACUUUCUACAUCUACCUUGUCCCCUGGGGGGUGGGGCUGGCUCCUCAGCCCCCCCCCCUCACUCUGGUGCAGAGGGCUGCAUGAUGCAAGGGAGCAGCUGGGUGUCUAAGGGGCGACUCUCCUAGGUGUCUGUUCGGAGGAAGUCCUGAUACGGCGUGACGCCUGACCGCACCAGCGCUGUUUGUGCUCCAACUGAGAAAAGGACCGGAAAAGCAGGAAAAAAUCCAGUUAGCUACGUGUUCAAGGAAAAAUGCCAGCACCUAUCGGAAAAGGCCCCCUGUGCGGAGACCGAGUGGCAUGUCACAGCAAAGGCCGACCCAGCUUCCCAGUGGCACUCAUAUUAGGACGCCUUCUGAGAGCCCGCCUUGUUGUCCACGGGGGUUGUUUUCAGCGUCCCUAAUAGAACCCCCCUCAACAGGGCAUGUCCCAGGGUGGAUGACGGAUUCUCUACCUCCAUUAAGCUAUUCAAGACAUGAUGAAAUACUGUGUGGUCUAUGAGUAAGUAAAUGAAAUUUCAUAAAGUUUCAAAGACUUGAAUUUUGCUUUAAAUAAAUGAAACUUACAAGUUCAA
Ictidomys tridecemlineatus (thirteen-lined ground squirrel) is the source of this 5110-nucleotide messenger RNA. Lineage: Eukaryota; Metazoa; Chordata; Mammalia; Rodentia; Sciuridae. The record is from RefSeq and is a predicted model, not a curated record.